AUGAUUGAGACUAACAGGCUUACCUAUCUGCGGAUGAACCAGACAAGCUUGAGAUCAGACAGUUAUGACUCAAUCAAACAAGCUGAAGACGCAGGUGUCAUUGAAAUGGAGGAACAAGGUAAUAAGUUUUACUUGCCUGCGUCUUUCACUGGAGGACCAAGGUAUAUGAGGGAGUUAUAUUUCGAUGCGAUGGCGAUAUGCAGACAUUAUGGUUUCCCGGAUUUGUUCAUCACAUUUACAUGCAAUCCUAAAUGGCCAGAACUAACCCGAGAGCUUGAUGGUACAAAUCUGAAACCUACGGAUAGAGCUGAACUCAUCUGCAGGCUGUAUCAUAUAAAACUAGCGUCACUCAUGGAAGACUUGACGGAUAAUGGACUCCUAGGCCAAACAGUUGCGUCAAUGUAUACAACAGAAUUUCAAAAACGAGGACUGCCACAUGCUCACAUUCUUCUGUUUAUGCAUCAGAAGUGCAAGUUUCCAACUACGGAUGAUAUCGAUAAGAUUAUAUCAGCAGAGAUACCAGAUAAGGUGGAGGAGCCAGAACUAUAUGAAGUUGUGAAGGAUAUGAUGAUUCACGGUCCUUGCGGUAAUGUGAACAUAAACUCACCAUGUAUGGAAAAUGGAAAAUGUCAAAAGCUAUUCCCGAAAGCUCAUGCAGAGAGAACCAAGAUAAGCAAAGAUGGCUUCCCAAUAUACAGGAGACGGGACCAGCCAGGUGUGUUUAUCGAGAAGAAUGGUUUCAAGUGUGACAACCGAUACGUGAUUCCAUAUAACAGAGCUCUGUCCAUCCGUUACAAAGCUCACAUCAAUGUAGAAUGGUGUAACCAGUCAGCUGCUAUUAAAUACUUAUUUAAGUAUAUCAACAAGGGAUCAGAUCGUGUUGCUGUCGUUGUUGAGUCAGCUGAGCAGGCCACACUUGGUGAAGAAGCACGGCAGAAAAAGAAAAAUGGGAGAUCUACUAAUGGAGCUAAGCAGACUGAAGAUAGUUCUGAGUCCACUGAGAAGGUUGAGCAGGUUAACGAGAUUAAAGACUUUUUGAUUGCCGGUGCUACAGAAGCUGUAUGGAGAACACUGGGGUUUAAAAUACAUCAUAGAUCUGUGUCUGUGGUUAAACUCACUUUUCACUUAGAAGGGAAACAGUUGGUUAUCUUCAAAGGGAGGACAAGCUGGAAAGGGUUGUUACACGAAAACUGA
Molecule: messenger RNA, 1194 nt
Organism: Microthlaspi erraticum
Lineage: Eukaryota; Viridiplantae; Streptophyta; Magnoliopsida; Brassicales; Brassicaceae
Source: the annotation of a GenBank genome assembly